AUGGCCGGCGUGCAGGUCCCCGUUCUGCUGUCCCUUCAUCCUCGUCCUCUCUGCCCCACACUCACUGGCCGUGUCUUGCAGGUGGCUCUUCGCAUCCGACCCAUGAGUGUGGCUGAACUGCAGAGGGGUGCCAGGCCCAUUGCCCACCGCCUGGAUGAGCAGGUUGUGGUGCUGCGAGACCCCAUGCAGAACUCUGAUAACGUCCUGCAUGCCAGCCGCUCCCGGGAGAAAUCCUACGUCUUUGAUGCAGCCUUUGACUCCACAUCCACCCAGGAGACCGUGUACCGUGCCACCACCAGAGGCCUCAUUGCGAGUGUCAUCUCCGGCUGCAAUGCCACCAUCUUUGCCUAUGGCCCCACCGGCUGCGGGAAGACCUACACCAUGCUCGGCACCAACAGCGAGCCUGGCAUCUGUGCCCGCGCUCUGGGUGACCUCUUCCAUGCCAUCGAGGAGUGCAGCAGUGAUGCAGAGCAUGAGGUCUCCAUGUCCUACCUAGAGAUCUACAAUGAGGUGAUUCGGGACCUGCUGAGCCCCUCACCGCACUCCCUGCAGCUGUGGGAGGAUUCCCGUGGCACCGUCCGAGUGGUCGGCAUCACCGAGCUGUCAGCCAGCAGCACCGAGGAGGUCCUACGGCUGCUGCUGAGGGGGAAUCAGCAGCGGACACAAGAGCCCACAGCUGCCAACCACACGUCGUCACGCUCCCACGCCGUGCUGCAGGUCAGCGCGCGGGGACGGGGACUGCGCUGCGGGCGGCUCCAACUGAUCGACCUGGCAGGCUCCGAGCGGGCGGCUUGGACACGGAACCGUGGGCAGAGGAUGAAGGAGGGAGCGCACAUCAACAGGUCACUGCUGGCUCUGGGCAACUGCAUCAAGGCGCUGAGCAAGCCGGCGGGCAGCGCGCACGUCAACUACCGUGACAGCAAGCUGACCCGACUGCUGAAGGACUCGCUCGGGGGUAACAGCCACACUGUGAUGAUCGCCCACAUCAGCCCAGCCAGCACUGCCUUUGAGGAGUCCCGCAGCACGCUCAGCUACGCCCAGCGCGCCAAAAGCAUCCGCCCCACGGUGAAGCACAACCUGCUCAGCAGCUCACCCCAUGGCAGAAUUGUGGCCAACCUGCGUGGGGACAUCCAGCACCUCAAGCACCAGCUGUACACCGCAACAGGGCCAGGCAAGCACCGUGCCAUCCACUACACCCAGGGUAUGCCUGACCCCACUGUCCAGCUGCGGGACAAGCUGCUCAAUGCCUGCCGUGAGCAGGCGGCCCUGUGCCAGCACCUGGUUCAGCUGGAGGGCACAGCACUGCACACCCGGCUGGCAGCUGCCCGGCACCUCCGCAUACUCACUCGCUGGAAGAGGAGAGCAUGGCGCUGGGGCAAGGAGGGGCAAGGGAAGCCAGGAGGGCCCAGUGAGAGCAGGAGGAACAUGGACACGGAUGUGCCAGAACCAGCCAGCGUGAUCGCAGCACGGGAGAGCUUCAUGGCACUGGUGGAGAAGCAGGGCAGACUCCAGGAGCAGAAGGCAGAGCUGGAGCGGCGCUUCCAGCAGAGCCAGCAGCACACCCGGCGGCUGGAGGAAGCUGUGCAGCGCAGGAGCAGCUCUGUGCAGCAGCAGGAGCUGCUGGCCCUGCUGUGCCGCCUGCACCAGCUGCAGCUGCACAACGCAGAGCUGCGCUCCCACUCCCUGCUCCAGGGUGGCUCUCGGCACUUCCCAGCCACUGCCGUGCAACCCUUCAACCAGCACCGGGCUCCCCGCGCCGCAGAGGUGAGCACAGCACACCCACAGGACCAGGCUCAGGCGAGUGGCUGUGCUGCGGUGACGGAGCUGCCGCGCCGUGGAGGAGACACUGAGCAGCGCCAAAAUCACCGUGGGCACGGCCAAGCCGUGUCAGUCCCGCGUGCCACAUGCCCCCGAACUGAGGCAUGUUGCCAGCAGGGACAGCCUGGAGGGAGCAGCCACCCUCCUGGGGGCCGUGCAGCCCGACUCCUCCCCACGCGCCUGACUGUGAGCGUGCAAAAAGCUGGAGGAGAGGGAAGAGCCGCUGGAUGCCAAAAGGAGAAAGAAGCAGCUGCUGCCUUUCGAGGUCGCCAACCACGGGGUAGGUGGCAGCAGCACCGCACCCUGAUGAGCGCACCGGGAGACACGUUGCUGUCCAUCUCCCCCGCUGCAGGCAGGGCCAGCACCCACCGCUCAGCUGCGUCGUGGCCAUCGGCCCAAGGACCUCCAGCAAGGACAGGUGGAACCCCCAGUGCUGAGCCGAGCUCCCUGCUGAAGCACAGCCAUCCCCGUGCCAAGCAGUGGGCUGAGCACCCAUCCUGCCCAGCUCAGCGCCUCACGUAGCCCACAGUGCCAGCCCUGCUGGGGCCGGUUGACCAAACCUCCCCGUGGGACACACGCAGCUGUGCUGGGCAGUGACUGUGCUGCUGCUCAGCACCUCCGUG
Molecule: messenger RNA, 2441 nt
Organism: Tympanuchus pallidicinctus (lesser prairie-chicken)
Lineage: Eukaryota; Metazoa; Chordata; Aves; Galliformes; Phasianidae
Gene: KIF19
Product: kinesin family member 19
Exons: 12
Coding region: 1-2340 (779 amino acids)
Biological process (GO): microtubule-based movement
Molecular function (GO): ATP binding; microtubule binding; microtubule motor activity
Source: RefSeq, a predicted model, not a curated record